Messenger RNA from Bufo gargarizans (Asiatic toad), 2310 nucleotides. It is a transcript of the gene AZIN1, whose product is annotated as antizyme inhibitor 1. Gene Ontology annotation, biological process: positive regulation of polyamine transmembrane transport; negative regulation of protein catabolic process. NCBI's taxonomy places the organism in Eukaryota, Metazoa, Chordata, Amphibia, Anura, Bufonidae. The transcript is spliced from 12 exons. The record is from RefSeq and is a predicted model, not a curated record. Gene Ontology annotation, molecular function: ornithine decarboxylase activity; ornithine decarboxylase activator activity. Gene Ontology annotation, cellular component: cytoplasm. Bases 507 to 1808 code for a protein of 433 amino acids.
CGGAGCCGGCCCUGGCUGGCUUAAUCCUGUCUGACUUCUCCUCCAUUUACACGCAGGCAUAGCGCUCGUACGAGACCCUCCUCAGGCUUCUUGCUCCAUUUCUGCUCUGUGACGGAUUAAACAGCGACGCUGGUCUGGUUCUCGCCCGUGCCUCCAUUCGGGCUUAUGGCAAAAAUCGCCAGUUGGAUUUCUACCUUGUGUUUCCACACCACUCUUUAAAAAUUCCGCCAAAAAAGAGAAGACGAUUCCCCAAAUCCUUUGGGCCGUUAACUCACGGCGGAUUUUCAUUCAAGGCAUACAACUAUCCAGUGGGACUAGGAAAAGCGCUCUAUAGAGAGCAGUUUGACUUCAACGCGGAGCCGCCUUGGCAGCCUAGCUGAUGAUAGGAGGUUCCAUCUCCUAACUUGUCCAUUUUGUUGCAUAUUUUUAGGACCCAGAAAGACUUGCGGACCCCUAAUUUCACGUUUCUUGGUUUAUGAUUGUCGGAUUUGCGGAAUACGGCUGAGAUGAAAGGAUUUAAUGAAGAUGCAAAUUACUCUAUUGGCCUACUGGACGAUACAGCAACUCCCACAGAUGUCAUUAAUAACUAUAUUUAUGAGCAUACCCUGACAGGAAAAAAUGCAUUUUUUGUUGCUGACCUUGGGAAGAUUGUCAAGAAGCACAUUGAAUGGCAAAAUACCAUGGGGCGCAUUAAGCCAUUAUACACCGUUAAGUGUAACUCCUCCCCAGCUGUUCUGGAGAUAUUAUCAGCCCUUGGGAUUGGAUUUAUAUGUGCCAAUAAACAUGAAAUGACAAUGGUCUAUGACUUGGGCAUCUCUAUGGAAAACGUUAUAUAUACCAGUCCAUGCAAACAGAUUGCUCAGAUCAAACAUGCAGCCAAGCUUGGAAUAAACAUUUUGACUUGUGAGAAUGAAGCAGAAUUGAAGAAAAUAGCACGCAACCAUCCUAAUGCCAGGGUCUUGCUUCAUGUGGCAACAGAAGGCAUCAGUGGAGACGAAGAGAUGAGCAUGGUGUUUGGCAGCACACUGAAGAACUGCCGACACCUCCUGGAAUGUGCUAAGGAGUACAGUGUUCAAGUGAUUGGUGUGAAAUUCCAUGUGUCGAGCUCUUCCAGAGAUCCACAGGCAUACACUCAUGCUUUAUCUGAUGCCCGCUGUGUGUGCGACAUGGCAGAAGAGCUUGGUUUCAAGAUGAGUAUACUGGAUAUUGGUGGAGGGUUUUCUGGAAAUGCAUUUCAGUUUGACGAGGUUUAUCAUGCUGUUUGUCCUUUGCUGGAUGCAUAUUUUCCUGAGGGAUCUGGAAUUGGUGUCAUAGCAGAGCCCGGAAGCUUUUAUGUUUCAUCUGCAUUUACGCUAGCAGUGAACAUCAUCGCAAAGAAAGUCGUUGAGCAUGAUCAGCAUCUUCCUGGAGGAAAGCAAACCAGUAACAGACCAGCUUUUAUUUAUUUCAUGAAUGAUGGGGUUUAUGGUUCUUUUGCAAGUAAACUGUCUGAAAGCUUAGAUACUGCCCCCCGAGUACAUAAGGCAUAUGAUGAAGAAGAGACACUUUUUGCCAGCAGCCUGUUGGGCCCAUCUUAUGACGAACUUGACAUAAUUGUGGACCACUGUCUUCUGCCAGAACUGAAUGUGGGAGACUGGGUUGUAUUUGAAAAUAUGGGAUCUGGUACAAUGAACGAACAGUCUGCAUUUUCAGAUAUUGAAAGGCCGUGCCUGUACAACUUCAUGUCAUUCAGAGACUGGUAUGAAAUCCAGGACGCUGGGAUGACGUCGGAGACCUUGAUGAGGAGCCUGUGUGUGCCUUGUUUUUAGUACGGCGAUGACCACUUUGCAGCAGCUUAGUAAUAAACAUAACUGAAAUGAGAUCUACAGGUACAAGUCUUCAGCUUUGCCUGGUCAACAUUCCAGACUGGAAAAAGGAAACCGCAUCCUGAAUUAACCUCAAAUCCAAACUUGAAGUUCAGUAACAAAAAAUGGGACCAGGCAAAACCAAUUAAAGUGAGACACUGGGGCAAGAAUUAGUUAGGUCUUCAUGUACAUGUGCCAGCUUUCUCCAUCCCCUGCACAGUUCAAAUAAAAUAUGCAACAAAAUGGAUGACUUAGUUGAGAUGGAAGCCAUGUCCUUGGGUUCCUUGUAAGUUUACAUAAGUACACAGUUUUUAUACUAAGGAUUCCUGUUAGUCUUGUAAAUUUGUCUCCUCUGGUAAAACACGUCUUUUGAAAAAAAAAGUGUGACAUAGACAAUGUCUAGUGUGUGUAGAAUGUGUAAAUUUGUGCUUUGACCAGUAGUUUAAUAAAUGUAAAUUGCAUCGUA